AUGCGCCAGCUGCAACACGACUAUUGCAACCCAUCUACUACAACACAUCUACUACAACACAUCUACUACAACACAUCUACUACAACACAUCUACUGCAACACAUCUACUGCAACACAUCUACUACAACACAUCUACAACACAUCUACUACAACACAUCUACUACAACACAUCUACUACAACACAUCUACUGCAACACAUCUACUGCAACACACCUACUGCAACACAUCUACUGCAACACAUCUACUGCAACCCAUCUACUGCACCCCAUCUACUGCAACACAUCUACUGCAACGCAUCUACUGCAACACAUCUACUGCAACACAUCUACUACAACACAUCUACUGCAACACAUCUACUGCAACACAUCUACUGCAACACAUCUACUACAACACAUCUACUGCAACACAUCUACUGCAACCCAUCUACUACAACACAUCUACUGCAACACAUCUACUGCAACACAUCUACUACAACCCAUCUACUGCAACACAUCUACUGCAACACAUCUACUGCAACACAUCUACUGCAACACAUCUACUGCAACACAUCUACUACAACACAUCUACUACAACACAUCUACUACAACACAUCUACUACAACACAUCUACUGCAACACAUCUACUGCAACACAUCUACUGCAACACAUCUACUACAACACAUCUACUACAACACAUCUACUACAACACAUCUACUACAACACAUCUACCGCAACGCGACUGCUACGGCAUUGUAUAAGUCUAAAUAUUCGUGUCACACAAAGCAAACAUCAGUUCUUAGCCACUUGGAUCGAGGAAAACCAAUAG
Molecule: messenger RNA, 804 nt
Organism: Procambarus clarkii (red swamp crayfish)
Lineage: Eukaryota; Metazoa; Arthropoda; Malacostraca; Decapoda; Cambaridae
Source: RefSeq, a predicted model, not a curated record